UGUGACAGGAAGUUAAAUUUGACAAGUGUUAAAGCCACACAUUUCUACAAAGACGUGAGUUUGCAGUAUAAGAAACAUAUUUACUGUGAUCUAUCACUGAGGACAAAGCAGUUCUGAGGAGUAAAACGGUUAUACAUAACAUCAAUAUUAGCAUAUCUAGAAGGGAAAUUUAUUCAAGAAAUAUGAAUGGAUUAUUAAUUAAGAUGCUGCAAUAUAUGCUCAGACUGUUCUCAUUACUAUCUGUGAUUGAUGUACUUCAGGCAUUACAAGUUUUCCCAAACAAAUUUGUUCUUGGCAAUUUCACCAAGAAUGUUACACUGACAUGUAACACAACCUUCUCAGAUAUAGUUUGGAAAUCUGGUGAUGAUCUAGAGCCAAUCAUAAAUGAAGCAAACAAAAAACUUCAUGGGAAUAAUCUAACACUGAUUAGUGUAGAUCAACCUGAUGCAGGAAAUUAUACUUGCUGGAACGGUAACAACCUGCUUGAUCACCAUUUCCUGGUGAUUCAGGAUGAUGAAAAUGAGAAUGUUUUCUCUACCACUAAAGAUGACCCCAAUAAACGAUCAAUAAAUUGCUGGGCAUCUUCAUACAAUUGCAGUUUUACCUGUACAUGGGCAACAAUCCAUCCAGCAGUGUUCCGUGCUAAAAUUACAAGAAACCGUAAUAACAAGGAUGUUUGGCAUUACCUGGAUCCAGUUAAAUGUAAAGAAAACACAUUUCAGCAGACAUUCAGUUAUGUUAAUUAUUCACCAUAUGAAGAAGAAUAUGAACCACUUUUCCUGAAAAUAGAAGCCAUGACAGAGCAAUCCUAUAGCAUGAUUCAACAUCAGCUGUUCAUCCGUGACAUCAUUAAGCCAGAUGUUCCAGAUAACUUUAAAGUUAAGAAAACAGGAAGUAAAACUAAUGUCUCUUGGACAUACCCUUCCACUUGGACACGCCCUUUUUCUUACUUUCCACUGACUUCUGAGGUUGAAUGCAUGCAGAAGAAGAAAGACAAUGAAAUCAUGACUUUCAAAUAUGAAUCUGGAACAGCACACAUCAUCUCUGAAGAUGUUCAGAAAUGCCGUCUUCAUAUUCGGGACAGCUAUUAUAACUCACACUGGAGCAACUGGACCCCCUGGGAAAAAGUAUCUACAAGUUACAUGAGUGUUCAAUAAUUUGACUUUCAGUUCACUUUUUAUUUAAUAAGAUCACAGUCUCUUUGAAGCUAAGUCACUACAUUCUGUACCUUCCUCAAUGAUUUAAGCUAAUAACUGCCUCUUUUGUUUUAAAAUGGUGGGUUAAAUGAAAAGUGUCUGACUUUGAUUUUCCACUUGAGAUAUGACAUUGAUCUAAAGGUUAUCUAGUACCAAAUGAGACUGACACAUGCUAGAGGGAAGAAAAAUGAUAUUUCAAAAAUUACAUUUUGUAUGCCUCAACAUAUGUCAGCAUUUAAUUGGGAUACACAGUUUAGAAAAUACCGCUUUUUGUCUGCAGGUAUACCUUAAUGUCCAGUUUUCUUCUAGAAGUGCUCAUAACCACCUGUGCUUAAAAGGUACUGAAACAAUGGUGGCCUAAAUGAGUAGUAUUCCAAAAUAACUGCAAAAAAUGGCGAUAUACAUUUGUGCAUUUUAACUCCUCUGAUAAUAAGGAGAACAUCUAGUCAUACUGGGAACCACUCGGUUAUCACAACCUGAUCUAGAAAACCAGAUGUACAGAGUACACAGUGCAAAAAAAAAUCAUAAUUCCUAUUAUCUUUAAAAUUAAAAGAGAUGAUGCUCAAUGAAAUGCCAUUAGCCAUUAUGAAUAUAUGUAUAUACACACAUGCAUGCACG
Molecule: messenger RNA, 1814 nt
Organism: Protopterus annectens (West African lungfish)
Lineage: Eukaryota; Metazoa; Chordata; Ceratodontiformes; Protopteridae
Product: interleukin-12 subunit beta-like
Exons: 7
Coding region: 183-1157 (324 amino acids)
Molecular function (GO): protein binding
Source: RefSeq, a predicted model, not a curated record